AAGAAGUUUUGAGAAGGACUGAAGAUGCUGACUACAAUCUUACUGCUUUGCGGGACUGUUGGGCUGCUGAAAUCAGAGCCACAUUCAAGGUAUCCUGGUCAUCACCACCAGAGGCGAGGGCCAGAAGCUCCUCAGAUGCCUGCACCUCCACAACCAUCUUCUCCAGCUGAAGAAUUCUGGAGAAGAGAGUCCACCCAAGAUGAAACUGAGCCAGAGAUGGAGGAGUCUUACCCUGCAAGUCAGGAAUCCAGAAAUGAGAACUGGUGCUCCUCUGUUCAAUAUCGGACAGCCACUUACGUUGCAGUUUGCAGGACAGAGAAAUACGUAAUCCGGUCCCAACAACCAUGUCCGAAUGGAACUCCAGACUGCCAGAAGAUCAUGUACAGAACAGCGUUGAAGCCAGUCUACAAGAUAAAAGAGAAAGUGGUCAGCUUUUUAGACUGGAAGUGCUGCCCAGGUUAUGUAGGCAAGGACUGUGAACAAUAUGACUUGGGAGAUGUUGUAGAAGCCCAUCAAAGUCAUGAAGGUCUGCUAGAAGACUUGCAGAAUGACGUUCACCAGACAGCAAACAGUUUGGGAAUCUUACAGAAUGUCCUUCAUCACAACAGCACCAACAGAAACGGAGGGAUGGACCAGCACCAGUCAGCAGAUACGGACCUGAAGCUCAAGAGACACCACAAGCUGCAGCAGUCUUUUUUAUUAGCAUUAAACAACAGCUUGGCCGACCUGAGACAAGAGCAAAAUAAGCUUCAGGGUGAGCUUGAGGUCCUCAACAGAAAUUUUGCAAUGUUCCCAAGGAAAUUGGGCAAUCGGAAUGAGAUGUUUGCAGAUGUUGAUGUGCAGAGCCUCAAUCAGACCUUGGAAAAACAUGCUCGGGAGCUAAAGACACUUUAUGAGGAGUCUGAAAAAGACUAUGAAGAACUAACUGAUUCCAUCACAAGGUUAAAAGACAGCUCAAAACACGAUUUGGAGGACUUCCGGAUACGAUUAAUAGAAGGAAGUCUCAUGAUUGAUGAAUACAGAGAAGAUGUAGAAAGGAGGAUUUUUGCUCUUAAUGAUAGUCUGGCAGAUGUUCAAGAAAACUACUGGAGUCUACAGAAGUCCAUGAAGACAUGCUGUUGUGAAGACCAGCCUUCCGGUACUGAUGUGGAAGGCUUAAAGAACACCACUGAGAUGCAUGGAGAACAUCUAAAGCAUCUGGAGGCACGUUUAAAAGAUCUCGCUGCUGCUUUCCCGCUUAUCCAUCAGUCUUUGGAUUUCCAACAAGAACAAAGUUGGAAGCUACAAGAUGGACUCUCUCUCUUAAAAAACCAUUCUGAAGUUUUGUCUGAGGAGGUUGACCUGCUAGAAAAAGCCGAUGAGAAGAUGUACGAUCACAUCAAGUAUCUGAACAGUUCUUUCAAUUCGUUGCUGGGGGAUGCACUGAGACAUGAGACGGCCCUUGAGAUCCUUCUUGGAGAGGAAAUUUUGGAACGCCUGUCUGAAGAAGAGAUCAUUCUAUCCACAGAUCAACUUCCAGAGAUGAACAUCAAAUUAAUGUCAGACUAUCUCAAGAAGCAAAGUAUGACACUAGAGUCUCUUAAGAAGAGAAUAGACUCUUUGGAGGCAGAUCAUGAGAAUAAUCCACAUGAUCAUAAAUCUUUGAAGGAUCCUGAUACUGAGAAACAAACAGACCUCAAUCCCCAACAUGGUAGAAUAGAAAAUAUGGAACCAAACCAUGAAGCUGUCAUGGAGGAUGCCUUAGACAAUCCAGCGUACCAUGAUAUUAUGACCCUCAAAAGAGAGAUUGGACAUCUUACCAAAGAGAUGAAGAAAUUUGAAUUGCAGUGGGAUCAUAUUCAUUCCUGCUGCAAUCAAACUAAGGCCAACCUCAGUGUUUCAGUCAAGGAGGUGAAGGACGAUCUUGGGUCAGCCCAAAAAAACUUUGAAGAACAUCUAGCGGUCUUUCAGAAAUUGUUUGGAAAUAGUAAGGAGCUGGCUGCCUCAAAUGUAAGCCUGGAUGUAGCAAAGCUUCAGUUGAUGAUGAGCAGAAAAACGAGGAAGCACCUUAAGGAGCAAGAACAGCAAAACAUGAGGGACAAGAAAGAGGUCCAUGGCCACAGAGAAGCUACUUUGAAUGGAAGAAACAAGAUCAAUGCAGAGACACUGGAGGAAGGCACAGCGGUGGCUUUUUACGUGCAAUAUGCCGAAGGUAAAGAGGAGCCCUCCGUCUUGAACCGCACCUACCUUAACUACGGAGGGGGUUACUCUCGUGAAUACGGCUACUUCAAGGCAUCUCAUAAUGGGGUUUAUAUGGUGGCGGUCAGUGCCGAGUUCCCCCCAGGACCCGCCUUGGGACAACUAGUUUUCAGCAAUGGCCACAGAAUUACUCUAAUCAACAAGAAGAGGAAGUCCAGCAGUGGUUAUACAACUCUCUUCGCCCUGGUGGAACUGGAGAAGGGAGACUUGAUGUGGUUUGAGCUGGUCCAAGGGGCCGCAGUGAGACAAAACACAGUUGGAUUGAGCAUGGCAGGGUUCUUGCUACUGAAAACCUGAGAAGGAAGACCUUGGCCGUGUCAAGAGCCCUCCUGUGAGUGAAGGAUGUCUUAAUGACCCGUUUUGCCCACACAAGGACCCGUUUUGCCCACACAAGGACCCGUUUUGCCCACACAAGGACCCGUUUUGCCCACACAAGCUCAGCAAUGCUUUCUAGAAGGCCUUUGGUAGCUGCUUAGGCACAGCUC
Messenger RNA from Protobothrops mucrosquamatus (brown spotted pit viper), 2723 nucleotides. RefSeq names its product multimerin 2 (gene MMRN2). Bases 25 to 2535 code for a protein of 836 amino acids. Gene Ontology annotation, biological process: negative regulation of vascular endothelial growth factor receptor signaling pathway; negative regulation of cell migration involved in sprouting angiogenesis. NCBI's taxonomy places the organism in Eukaryota, Metazoa, Chordata, Lepidosauria, Squamata, Viperidae. The transcript is spliced from 6 exons. Gene Ontology annotation, molecular function: protein binding. The record is from RefSeq and is a predicted model, not a curated record.